Molecule: messenger RNA, 1004 nt
Organism: Symsagittifera roscoffensis
Lineage: Eukaryota; Metazoa; Xenacoelomorpha; Acoela; Convolutidae
Product: tyrosine-protein phosphatase non-receptor type 14-like
Exons: 5
Cellular component (GO): cytoskeleton
Molecular function (GO): protein tyrosine phosphatase activity
Source: RefSeq, a predicted model, not a curated record
GCAUGCCUUUUUCGAAGUUGAAGCGCACCCAUAAAUACGACGUGUCAGUGAAGAAUGCGCUGCUGGUGGUGGUGGAGUUGCUGGACCAGAGGGAGAUGGAAUGCAGUGUGGCCAAUGACUCAUCCGCCCAGGAGUGCGUGAACAUUGUGCUGAACAGAUUGCAAGUACACGCAGAGGGCUUCUACUUCGGACUGCAGUAUCUCAACAAACAGAAACACAGGUACAGGUGGUUAGAAUUGGACAAAAGCCUCAAGAAACAACUAGAUAAAGCGGGAUCAGUGUCGAGCCAUGUUCUCAGAUUCGGUGUCAUGUACUACAUUCCCAACAUAAGCAAGCUUCAAACCAAACAAGCCAGACAUCUCUACUUUCUACAAGUGAGAAAACUCAUCACUGAAAACUCUUUCAAUUGUUCCCUGGAUGCAAUUUGUGUACUGGCAAGUUACUCACUUCAAGCAGAAUUUGGAGACUUCAACCCAGCUGUACAUAAUGUCAGAUUCCUGCAGAAUUACCCAGUGUUUCCCAGCAAACUGUAUGGAAACGCCCCAGACGAGCUAUUUGAGAAGGUUCUGAAGCUGUACAAGGAGAGACAUGGUUUAAGUGGAGAUCAGGCAGAGCUGUGUUACAUGACUGAAGCGCAGCAGAUAGAAGAUUACGGAGUGGAAUAUGUAGAGGCCAAAAUGGACAGGACCAAGGAAGACGUUUCCAUUGGAACCAGUUCGGUUGGAUUAGUGCUGCGCUUCCGGCCACAGUCAUCAGAAACAGGCACUCACAGUGGGGUAGACGCUGACACAGUGGAGAACAAACAGAUGAUCAGCUGGUCCAAAAUCCACCAGAUGAACUACAAGGACACUUCCUUUCUAGUGGUCAGGCUGGACAAGUCUGAGAUGAAGUUUACUGUCAAGUCAAAUGAAGAGUGCAGAUAUCUGUGGGUGCGAAGCAUUGGAAAUCAUCAGAUCUAUCGACAAAGCCGCAAGCUUAGUUUGGCGGCGGCUUCCUCUAGAAGU